Molecule: messenger RNA, 1458 nt
Organism: Astyanax mexicanus (Mexican tetra)
Lineage: Eukaryota; Metazoa; Chordata; Actinopteri; Characiformes; Acestrorhamphidae
Gene: ghrhr2
Product: growth hormone releasing hormone receptor 2
Exons: 12
Coding region: 1-1146 (381 amino acids)
Biological process (GO): adenylate cyclase-modulating G protein-coupled receptor signaling pathway; cell surface receptor signaling pathway
Cellular component (GO): plasma membrane
Molecular function (GO): peptide hormone binding; G protein-coupled peptide receptor activity
Source: RefSeq, a predicted model, not a curated record
AUGACUGAAUGUCAGAUCCUGAUGCAGGCAAGUUCAGCUCAACCUCCUGCUGAAGUAAACCAAAUUACAGACUGUCUGGUGGAGUGGGAUGGUGUUAACUGUUGGCCUGCUGCUCAAGCUGGAGAGAUGAUGUCAGUGCCCUGUCCACCUCCUCUACAGAAACUCCUCAUUAUCACUCGUAACUGCACCAGAGACGGCUGGAGCAGCCUGAGCAUCCCCUAUUACACCGCCUGUCUUCAUCUGGACCCCAGUGAGGAACAAGCCACAGACCAGAAGCGAGAAUACUUCUCCACUGUGAAGCUGAUCUACACUAUCGGUUAUGGCGUGUCUCUCGGCUCCCUCUGCAUCGCCAUGCUCAUCUUUACUAUCUUCAGGAAGCUGCUGUGCACACGCACCUGCAUCCACCUCAACCUCUUCUCCUCCUUCAUUCUGAGAGCCGUGGCCGUGUUCGUGAAAGACGCUGUGCUGUUCUCUGACGAGACUAUCGAUCACUGCACCAUCUCUACGGUUCUGUGUAAAGCUGCAGUGACGUUCUUCCAGUAUUGUGUGCUGGCAAACUUCUACUGGCUGCUGGUGGAGGGGCUGUACCUGCAGACCCUUCUAAUCUUCACUUUCACCCACAAGAGGGCUUUUGUCUGGUGGUAUGCUCUGAUUGGCUGGGGGAUGCCAACUGUGACGAUAAUCACCUGGACACUCUUAAAGCAUCAGUUUGACAACCGGGGGUGCUGGGAUGACUUAGACAGUGGCCUUUGGUGGAUAAUCAAAACCCCCAUCCUGUGCUCAGUUUUUGUCAACUUCAUUAUAUUUGUGAACAUCAGUCGGAUCAUCGUGUUGAAAAUAAAGACCCCUGACUGUAACACAGGAGAGAGACCACUUUACAGGCGGCUGGUGAAGCCCACUCUGCUGCUGAUUCCUCUGUUUGGAGUUCAUUACGUCGUGUUCGCUGUGUUCCCGGAGCAUGUGGGUCUGGAGCCCAGGCUCUUCUUUGAACUGGUGCUGGGAUCCUUCCAGGGCUUUACUGUUGCACUGCUGUACUGCUUUUUGAACAGCGAGGUUCAGACAGAACUGAAGAAAGGGGUUGCCAGAUGUUGGUCCCAGAGGGAGAACAACGUGAUUAACAUGGCUACACAAGAUUUUAUGGCUUAGAUUGUGGCAAAAAAGCAUUUAAAAGAGUUUAGGACUAUUAUUAUAACCUCUUAUUCAUUUGAAUGAAGAGGAAUUAAUGCCAAAUUAAAAAGCAAACACUAACAUGGAAAAAUGUAAAUGCAAUCCACAAAAAACAUUGCUAUUCUUCACUAACAUGCAGAAUACGAGCCAAAAUUAAAUGCAAAACCACUAUUACAUUACAUUUUAUUUGAUAUAUAUAGUUUGUUAAGCAUUAUGAUCUGUGAUCAUAAUACAUUAUAAGCUGUGCUUAUAAUAUAUAUGUUAAAAUAGUAUAUCUCUAUCAUUAAUAAU